Molecule: messenger RNA, 1384 nt
Organism: Xylaria bambusicola
Lineage: Eukaryota; Fungi; Ascomycota; Sordariomycetes; Xylariales; Xylariaceae
Product: serine/threonine-protein kinase csk1
Exons: 4
Coding region: 218-1384 (388 amino acids)
Biological process (GO): protein phosphorylation
Cellular component (GO): nucleus; cytoplasm
Molecular function (GO): ATP binding; cyclin-dependent protein serine/threonine kinase activity
Source: RefSeq, a predicted model, not a curated record
UCAACGGUGCACCACCAAGCUCCCGAGGUCCCAGGAAGACCCCUCCCUCGUUCGCAUACAACUCGCAUGAUCUCAAUUACGUAUACCUAGACCAUUGGAUACUACUUCCUUAUGGUCAAUAUGGAAGUGAGAAUAUAGGUAUAGGCUGGCGUGUUCCAUAUCUCCAACAAGGAUUGUCUUCACCGACUACCAAGAAACCAAACUCAGUUGUAGAAACAUGACCUCCCAAUCCGACUGGAAGGCGUCGCUUACAUCAGCCAACCGCUACGAUACCAUACAAGCCAUAAAAGAUGCGCUUUGUGAGAUAGGCGUCCCGGCUGCCGACGCACAAAAGAAUGCCUUCUCUAUUGAGAACGAGGCAUAUAAGACAUCUACAUCACAAAAUGAGUAUGAUUCUGCCUGCCGAGUUGGGCCGCAACUAGGCUAUGCAAACUCACAAGAGGGAGCGGAUGAACCCCAGCCCACAACAGAAACAACAGAAACUCCGGGUAUCAGGAUAGGGUCCUACCAAGACUGUCAACAUAUCGAUGAUGGAGUGACUGCCGAGGUGUACAAGUCGAAAACGGUAGCCUUGAAAGUGAUUGUGCAGACUCGGAACAUUGAGCCGCAUGACCCGUUUCGAGAGGCUAAAAUUCUCAAACUACUCAAGAAACCAUGCAUCCCAUUGCUAGAUACCUUCCGAGAUCAGGAACAGCGCUUUGUUCUUGUCUUCCCGUAUAUGCCAGUAAGCCUUGACAGCCUUAUCGCACGUGGUCCGAUCUCUAGGGAACGCAUAAUAAGCCACUUUCGCGAUAUUUUUACAGCUCUUCAAUAUUUGCACGACCAGGGUAUAAUACACAGGGACGUGAAGCCCUCUGCAGUCCUACUCGAGUCGCCCGACGGGCCUGCCUACCUUUCCGAUUUUGGCACGGCAUGGCACCCCGAAUUAUCAGUAUACACAGAACCUGCGGAUCAGAAAGUUCUUGACAUCGGCACGGGGUCAUAUCGUUCACCGGAAGCACUGUUUGGAAAUAGGGCAUAUGAUACAGGCGUCGAUAUGUGGGCAGCCGGUGCUAUGCUUGCGGAAUGCUGUCGAACACCUUCCAAACCGCUCUUCGAAUCGCGACCGGCGCAUGAAGACGGCAACCAGCUGGGUUUAAUAUUGAGUAUCUUCAAGACGAUUGGCAGCCCGACUCGUGAGACAUGGGCGGAGGCUGCCAGUUUCAAGACACCGCCCUUCGACAUGUAUCGAACAUUUGAGGGACGAAAAUGGGAGGAUCUAUUACCGGGUGUAGACCCUGGGUUUCGAGAUAUUGUAAUAUCUCUUGUAAAAUACAGCAGCAACUCGAGGGCUUCUGCCUCCCAGGUAGUGCAUCACGAAUGUUUCUCUGCGGGGCAAAUCUAG